CACAACUGUUCCAGCAGCCACGAAACCGACACCGAAUCAAACAACUUUAGAACGCGCGCAAUUUGACUCAACGAUAGCUUGGAUGGUGUCGGAUCGAGGAUUUUUAUUUCAAAAGAAGCUGAGGAAUAACUAGAAAAUAGUGAAGUUUUUAGGAACACGUUUGGAAAAUCAAACAAAAUCAGUGAAAUUGUGAAGAAAAAAUCAACUGAAGUGAAUUUAAAAAAAGGACUAAAAGUGCAAAAAUAAAGACUGUUAAAGUUCAAUCAAAAUAAAAGUCAGUGACUUUAAGGAAGAGGACUACAAAAUUCCAAGAAUGCCUUCCAACUGGUGCCCACUUUUGGCGGUAAGUUUGCUGCUGGCCCUCGGUCCCAUGGCCACGUGGGCCCGCCCGGACCGGUCUGGCCUACUCGCGGCCGCCGACCUCAAAGAGGACAUCCCCGUCGAGGAGCUGUACAACGAGCUGGUCGAGGAGGAGCAAAAGCUGCACGACAAAGAGGUCAACUACCUGCAGGUUCUGGGCGCGGUGGCCGCCCGCCAGCUGCGCGACGAAGAACUGCUGCAGCAGCAGGAACGCCGCCAGGACCGCCAGAGGGCACAGCUGGCCCAGUUGGCCGCCGCAGCCGUGAACGGAGGAGAUCAACAGCAAGCGUCGCUGUUGGACGAACUGCCGCCGGUCGAGAGUGCGGCCAGCCGGUUGGCCCGGGAACAGCAGGUGCUGCCCAAGGCCCAGGUGCCCUACCAGAAGGCCAAGGACGAGAAGAAGAACAAUCACUACAUGGCGCUGUGCCACUUCAAGUUGUGCAACAUGGGACGUAAACGCAACACCCGUUUCUUGCACUUCUGGAACUAAAUCUGUAACAAUAACAAACUAACAACUCUAAACGCUGUCAAGAUCAAACAACUACGCAACUGGAAAAAAACAACACUACAACAAACCCCACGGUCAUGGUCAUGGCCAACUGCGUUCGCUGCUGAAAAGUUUGCCAACAGAACAAUAGCGGCCCUGCAACGUGACCUGGCUGUCAGUCGAGAGAAUGAAAACAAGAAACAGAGGGAGAAGCAAACUGUAUUAGUAAACUGAACCAAAUUCGCACAACACAAACACACACAAUUCACAACACAUACCAAGGAUUGAAAAAAAAAUCAAAAAUACAUCGCUAUUUAUUAAACACAAAAAAAUCGACAAAGCUCGCGAGGAAAAUGGGAAAUUUAAUACAUUCACACCCCAACAACAUGCAACAUACGCCCACAUAAGAAUUGGUUCUCAGAAUGAGGAGGACGAGGAUCGAAGCAAGAAGGAAAAUUUCGCAGGAAACAAUGACGCAAAAGCUUAAAAGUCGUCUCUCUGUUUUCAACUGUAUUAGCAAAUGUCCUACUUUAGUUCAAUGAACGCAAAGUAUUGAGUUUACUUUUAACGAUUAAUGAUUGUUUGAUUUAGGUAAAAUUUAAACACCCCGCCUUCAUCUUAGCAUAAUCUCAUCGAACCGAUUGUUUCCUUUUCUUAGUAAUACAACUUAAGUUAGGCCACCCAAAACCGAGGGAUCGGGGGUGCGACUUGUAUUAUUAGCGUUUAGUUGAUUUCAAGCAUCGCCACAGAACCAAAAUUUUGACAAACCCAAAAAGUUGCACACAGACACAUGCUCAAGCUAGAAAACAAAAAAAAAACUUGGAAAUUCGUUACUUAACAAAGAAAUUAACAAAAAAAAACAUAUAAACUAUACAUGUAUUGUUGCUAUCUCAUUGCUGAUAAGAAUUUCUUUGCAUAAGUAGGAAGACUACAAUUGCAACUUUUAAGAAAGAAAAAACAACUGAAAUUUAAUAAAAACUAAUUUUUAAACACACAAAAGAGCUAUUGUAUAUGUGUAAAUACAUCCCCAUGUAGUUUUAGAGAAAAACAAACACAACUUAUUGUUACUAUCAUUAUUCAUUAUUAUCAUUACACAAAUUUGAAUGAUGCUGCAAAAAAUAAGCACGAAAACACACACAGAAAAUAAUACAAGUCAGUUGAGACGUUGGCGAAAAAACCGUCGCCAACCUGCUGUUGUUAGCGUGUAAGAAGCCCACAAUUUGGUAAGACAAAUUAUUUAUUUGAAUAUUCUGUGAAUAAAAAAUAAUCAAAACUACA
Messenger RNA from Culex pipiens pallens (northern house mosquito), 2125 nucleotides. RefSeq lists its product as uncharacterized. The coding region runs from base 314 to 850 and encodes 178 amino acids. The record is from RefSeq and is a predicted model, not a curated record. The transcript has 4 exons. Lineage: Eukaryota; Metazoa; Arthropoda; Insecta; Diptera; Culicidae.